CGAUAAGUUUUGAAAAAUGAUCAUUUUGGAGGUUCAGUCGAUACUUCAUGUUCGACUGAUGAUGUGUAGUCCGCUUGGUCGACAUAGCCUGGUCGAUGAUUCUAGGUUUUUUCUGAGCAAUCAUUAUCAUUGUAUCAGCGUACAUGAUGAGACGGAUGAUUUUGUCUUCGAUUACUUAUAGUAGCCUCAUUAAGCACCUCGAUUCGUAGGGAUGAGCAGCGGCUGCGCCAACAACAGCGCGGCAGAGCGGCGAGUUCUCAGCCUCCUCCACGACCGCGCCGCCCGCGGCCACCUCCCCGCUAUCUACGCCCACGUUCUCCGUCACGACCUUCGCGGAUCCGACCCCGUAGCCACCCACCUCGUCUCCACCUGCACGGCCGUCCGCCGUCCCUCUUUCGCCCUCCGCCUCUUCCGCCACCACCCUUCCCCCUCCCUAUUCCUCUUCUCCGCCACCAUCAAGGCACUCUCCCUCUCCCUCGCCUACGCGCCCGACGCCUUCCGCCUCUUCGCCCUCCUCCGCUCCCGCUACCUCUCCCCCGACCGACUCACCAUCUCGCCCCUCCUCAAGGCCGCCGCGCACAUCGCCGACCUCCGCCUCGCUCGCUCCCUCCACGGCUUCGCUUUCCUCUCCGGCUUUGCGUCGCACUUGCCCGUCGCGGUCGGUCUUCUCGAGCUUUACAAUUCCUGCGGCCACAUGUUCGACGCCCACAAGGUGUUCAACGAGAUGCCUCAACGAGAUGUCAUAGCGUGGAACUUGAUGAUCAACGGAUACUGCAAAAAGGGCGAUUGGGAGAGCGCGUUAGGUCUUUUCCGGCGCAUGAACGAGAGGAGUGUGGUCACUUGGAACUCGAUUAUCGCCGGACUCGCCCGCUGCGGACAAGACAUUUACACGUUGCAGAUCUUCCACGAGAUGUGGGAGACUUCCGGCUUCGAACCCGACGACGCGACCGUGGUGGCAGUGCUUCCGGUGUGCGCUCGACUGGGCGAACUCGAUCUCGGCAUCCAAAUCCACCGCUACGCUGAGCGCAAAGGCUUGCUCAACGACGCCCUGCACGUCGCCAACUCCAUCAUCGACAUGUACUGCAAAUGCGGUGACUUGGCGAGCGCCAAGGCCUUGUUCGACGAAAUGCCGCAGAGGACAGUGGUCUCCUGGAACGCCAUGAUCGGGGGGAUGUCAUUCAACGGCCGUGGCCAGGAGGGCCUCGACCUGUUCGACGAAAUGCUGAGGCGUAGAGAGAGGCCCAACGGCGGGACCUUCGUCAGCGUGCUCGGCUGCUGUACUCACGAGGGCCGGGUGGAGAGGGGCCAGGAGAUUUUUCAGUCGAUGGCCGUGGAGCACGGAGUCCGGCCAGGGAUGGAGCAUUACGGCUGCAUGGUGGACCUGCUGGGGAGGAGAGGGAAGGUGGUGGAGGCGUAUGGCUUGGUGAGGAGCAUGCCUAUGAGGGCGAACGCGGCCAUUUGGGGCGCGUUACUGAGCGCUUGCCGGAGCUUCGGGGAGCUUGGCAUGGCGGAGGUGGCAGUGAAGGAGCUGAUAGAGCUGGAGCCUUGGAAUUCGGGGAAUUACGUCUUGUUGGGUAAUCUUUUGUCGGAAAUGGGUAAGUGGGAGGAGGCGGAGAAGGUGAGGCUGCUCAUGAAGGGGAAGAGCGUGGAGAAAUCACCGGGACAGAGCCUUGUCGUCGCAGAGAUUUAAAUGGGCAAUUUGAGCAAAAGUAAGAAUUUCACUGCUUCGAGAUUGAAUAUGAAACUAGAUCAGCAAACAAUCUUGCGUUG
Molecule: messenger RNA, 1770 nt
Organism: Zingiber officinale
Lineage: Eukaryota; Viridiplantae; Streptophyta; Magnoliopsida; Zingiberales; Zingiberaceae
Product: pentatricopeptide repeat-containing protein At1g09190-like
Exons: 1
Coding region: 212-1690 (492 amino acids)
Biological process (GO): RNA modification
Molecular function (GO): RNA binding; protein binding
Source: RefSeq, a predicted model, not a curated record